UGCAGCUUUGUCAGAAAGGAAUUAAGGUGACAGUUGUAUGUCCAGGCCCAAUAAAAACUUCAAAUGAUCACGAAACAAGCACCUCAGGACAAAAGGGCUCUGCGGAGAAGCGUGUUUCUUCGGAGAGGUGUGCGCAGCUGACAAUAAUUGCUGCAAGCCAUGGCCUAAAGGAAGUUUGGAUAUCAUAUCAGCCUGUGCUUGCUGUUAUGUACUUAGUACAGUACAUGCCGGCCAUAGGAUAUUGGCUCAUGGACAAGAUUGGGGGGAAACGAGUGGAAGCAGCUGCACAGAAGGGCAACACAUACUCAUUGAGUUUACUGUUUGGGAAAAAGAAAGUACAGUGA
Molecule: messenger RNA, 344 nt
Organism: Ilex paraguariensis (yerba mate)
Lineage: Eukaryota; Viridiplantae; Streptophyta; Magnoliopsida; Aquifoliales; Aquifoliaceae
Source: the annotation of a GenBank genome assembly